Ochotona princeps (American pika) is the source of this 2473-nucleotide messenger RNA. It is a transcript of the gene SCAI, whose product is annotated as suppressor of cancer cell invasion. Bases 632 to 2452 code for a protein of 606 amino acids. Gene Ontology annotation, biological process: DNA-templated transcription. Gene Ontology annotation, molecular function: transcription corepressor activity. Lineage: Eukaryota; Metazoa; Chordata; Mammalia; Lagomorpha; Ochotonidae. Gene Ontology annotation, cellular component: nucleus. The transcript is spliced from 18 exons. The record is from RefSeq and is a predicted model, not a curated record.
UCAUUUUGUUGUGUUCUUGCAGUUUUAUGCCUGAAUUCUUGAGGAGGGGUAGCGAUGAGUGGUUAAGAUUUCAGCCAGAUACAGAGACAGAGACUGAAUUUCAGGUGGUUCGAGAAAGAAAGCUUAUUUGGGAGAAGUGCCUCUCUCCCGCAUAUGUCAGAGGAAUUUUGGGAAUUGCGUUGCUUGACUUUUUUGCGUGUCGCAGAGGUGGGAGGCUGCAGCAGGUGUGUGGGAUGAAGGGCGCGGAGCCCUGGAGAACCUGCAGGCAGGUGUCUGGCGCAGGGGUGUAGCUCCCACUUUCCGGCGCACGGUGGCGGUCAGGUCUUCCCCGGUGCGACUCGCCGUCUCUAAGGCACCUCUGCUGCCACCUGCAGUCUCAACCAAACCUGUGGGUGGGCAACGCGGCCUGUGACAGCUCCAGCGCCCAAUCGGCUGCGAGGCUUCCGGGCACCCUGCAGCACCAGCCAAUGGGCGCGCAGGAGAGGCGCGCAAGAGGCGGGUCCCGCGUCCAGUCUGGCAGAGGCGCGAGGCCCUCCUCCCGCCUCUCCGCCUACUCCAGCCUCCGCCGCCUCAUCUUCCCGAGCGAGCCUUGCGGCCGCCGGAGCAGCUCCCGCGGCGGAGCCGGAGCCGGAUGGUCAGAGGAGCCCGGCAGCCCCAGCAGCCGCGGAGUCGCCUGGCCCCCAGAGUCACGGGCACAGUGGAGAAGCCGCCUCGAAAACGGAAAAGCAGGACUGAAUUUGCUCUCAAAGAAAUCAUGUCCUCUGGUGGUGCUGAAGAUGACAUCCCGCAGGGCGAGAGGAAGACCGUGACAGACUUCUGCUACCUUCUGGAUAAAUCCAAGCAGCUGUUCAACGGUUUGAGGGACUUGCCCCAGUAUGGGCAGAAACAGUGGCAGUCGUAUUUUGGAAGGACCUUUGAUGUUUACACCAAACUCUGGAAGUUCCAGCAGCAGCAUCGACAAGUCUUAGAUAAUCGGUACGGCUUGAAGCGGUGGCAAAUAGGGGAAAUCGCUUCCAAGAUUGGGCAGCUGUACUACCACUAUUACUUACGCACUUCUGAGACCAGCUACCUGAAUGAAGCUUUCUCCUUCUACUCGGCCAUCAGACAGCGAUCUUACUAUUCUCAAGUCAACAAAGAAGACAGACCCGAGCUGGUGGUGAAGAAGCUGCGGUACUAUGCGAGGUUCAUCGUGGUCUGUCUGCUCCUCAACAAGAUGGCUGUGGUGAAGGAUCUGGUGAAGGAAUUGUCUGAUGAAAUUGAGGAUUAUACUCACCGCUUUAAUACUGAGGAUCAAGUGGAGUGGAACUUGGUGCUUCAGGAAGUAGCAGCUUUCAUUGAGGCAGACCCUGUGAUGGUCCUGAAUGAUGACAAUACCAUAGUUAUCACCUCCAACCGCCUGACUGAAACAGGGGCCCCAUUGCUGGAACAAGGCAUGAUUGUGGGGCAGUUAUCGCUGGCAGAUGCACUCAUUAUUGGUAAUUGUAAUAAUCAGGUGAAGUUCAGCGAACUGACCGUUGACAUGUUCCGGAUGUUACAAGCCUUGGAGAGGGAACCCAUGAACUUAGCUUCCCAGAUGAAUAAGCCAGGAAUGCAGGAAUCGGGCGACAAGCCGACCCGACGAGAAAACCCGCACAAGUAUCUGCUCUACAAGCCGACCUUCAGCCAGCUGUACACAUUCUUGGCAGCAUCUUUUAAGGAACUGCCUGCCAACAGUGUGCUUCUGAUUUACCUGUCUGCCACCGGUGUUUUCCCCACAGGUCGUUCCGAUAGUGAAGGCCCUUAUGACUUUGGAGGAGUGCUUACCAACAGUAACCGGGAUAUCAUCAAUGGAGAUGCCAUCCACAAACGGAAUCAACCCCACAAGGAGAUGCACUGCCUUCAUCCUGGAGACCUGUAUCCUUUCACCAGGAAGCCUCUCUUCAUCAUUGUGGAUUCAUCCAAUAGCGUGGCCUACAAGAAUUUCACAAACUUGUUUGGACAGCCGCUUGUCUGCCUGCUUUCCCCUACAGCAUACCCAAAAGCUUUGCAAGAUCAGUCUCAACGAGGUAGCCUCUUCACUCUCUUUUUGAACAAUCCUCUAAUGGCCUUCCUAUUUGUCUCUGGAUUGUCAAGCAUGCGUAGAGGCCUGUGGGAAAAGUGCCAAGAAUAUCUUCGAAAAAUCAACCGCGAUAUUGCGCAGCUACUGACCCAUUCACGCUCAAUAGAUCAGGCCUUUCUCCAGUUUUUUGGAGAUGAAUUUCUUCGCUUGCUUCUCACAAGAUUUAUCUUUUGUUCAGCCACCAUGAGGAUGCACAAGAUUUUUCGGGAAACACGAAAUUAUCCAGAAUCAUACCCACAGCUGCCGAGAGAUGAGACGGUGGAGAAUCCGCACCUGCAGAAGCACAUUUUGGAAUUGGCGUCCAUUCUGGAUGUGCGAAACGUGUUCUUUGAGAAUACCAUAGAUGACUAUUAAAACCCUCAUGUUGAAACAGUU